CGCAAUGUGAUGCCAUCAAAUCUGAACAAGUGCUCUUGUUAUAAAUACCUUAGUUGUUUAUCUAGUUCUUCGGUUCUGAUCUGAUAUUGUUUAUUCUAAUUAAAAUGAAGGUGUUCAUCCUAGCUUCCCUCAUAAGCAUUGCAGCAUGCGCACGUCUGGAUCACCUGACCUACCUUCCUCCCAACCAGCGAUCGUCCAAUACAAACGCUCCAACUAACACGUACCUCCCCCCCUUCCAAAGAACCUCUUUCACAAGCCAGUCUAACUUCGGAAGUCAUUCUAAUUCUGGAUUUAGCCAGUCUGGUUCUAACUUCCAGUCUGGAGCUACCAACUCUAGAUCUAGCGCUAACCAGAUCCCAAUUUUAAAGUUGGCUGCCGAUAAUAAUGGAGAUGGCACUUACAGAUAUCAAUACGAGACUGGAAAUAGUAUAUCAGCUGAAGAACAGGGAGAAGCCAGAGGACAAGGCACCAAGGCUCACGGUUCUUACUCCUACACCUCUCCUGAGGGUGAAGUGGUCUCAAUUUCAUACACUGCUGACGAAAACGGAUAUAAUCCACAAGGAUCUCAUAUUCCUACUCCACCACCAAUUCCAGAAGCCAUCUUAAAAUCUCUGCAAGAAAAUGCCGCUGCUGAAGCUAGAGGUGUAUUAAAUGAAGGAUCUUAUCGUGGAGAGGGUUUGAACGAAGGACAAUAUCAUGAAGGUAACAGUGGUAACUUUGCCAGACAGACUUCUGGAGGAUAUGCUGCUAAUGGUGGAUACAAAUAUUAGAGGCACAUGUUUUAAGGAUAUGAUUUUUUGAAUAAUAGGAUUUUUGUACAGAGUCUAAUACAAUAAGCAAUGGCAAAAAUAAAGGCCGUAAAAUGAA
Molecule: messenger RNA, 867 nt
Organism: Anthonomus grandis grandis
Lineage: Eukaryota; Metazoa; Arthropoda; Insecta; Coleoptera; Curculionidae
Product: pupal cuticle protein 20-like
Exons: 3
Coding region: 105-770 (221 amino acids)
Cellular component (GO): chitin-based extracellular matrix
Molecular function (GO): structural constituent of chitin-based larval cuticle
Source: RefSeq, a predicted model, not a curated record